Molecule: messenger RNA, 634 nt
Organism: Prunus dulcis (almond)
Lineage: Eukaryota; Viridiplantae; Streptophyta; Magnoliopsida; Rosales; Rosaceae
Product: hydrophobic protein RCI2A-like
Exons: 3
Coding region: 122-295 (57 amino acids)
Cellular component (GO): membrane
Source: RefSeq, a predicted model, not a curated record
UCAGAGUCUUUCAGUUUCUGUCACAACACAAAAGCAGUCUUCUUCUUGCACUGUAAACUCUCACAAAGUUCUCAUUUUUCCUUAAAGAAGAAGAAAAAAAGGGUCCUCCACAUCUACAGCCAUGCCGAGUGAAGGAACAGCAAACUUCAUAGACAUCCUCAUAGCCAUCCUCUUGCCUCCUCUUGGCGUCUUCCUCAAGUUUGGCUGCCACGUUGAAUUCUGGAUCUGUCUGUUGCUGACUAUUUUUGGUUACAUCCCUGGGAUUAUCUAUGCUGUCUAUGCCAUAACUAAAUGAGACUUCAAUUUCUGUACGUAGAGAUGUGAAGGGCACAUAUGUCUUUUGGUUUCUGAAUUAUGGGAUUGGUUUCAACCGUUUGAUGGAUAGCGCUUUAUCUGGUGUAUCCAGAUGGACGGUUGAUACUUCAUGUAGUGUUGUUUUGUCAAUUGUUCAUUUAUUUUUCUUUUCUUCCUUUUGAUUUUAUCCUCCUUCCACCUCCUUAUCAAUCUGUUGUAAAGGGUGGAUGGUAGGUCUGGUGAUUCAUGUCUCUUAAAACAUUAGUUAUUUAUUUUUCAAUGUGACUUGUGUUCUAAUCCCACCCUAUUGGGUUUGGAGGUAUCAGUGGCUUUUUGACUG